This is a messenger RNA of Anopheles gambiae (African malaria mosquito), 1033 nucleotides long. RefSeq lists its product as uncharacterized. Bases 42 to 833 code for a protein of 263 amino acids. The transcript has 2 exons. The record is from RefSeq and is a predicted model, not a curated record. Gene Ontology annotation, molecular function: chitin binding. Lineage: Eukaryota; Metazoa; Arthropoda; Insecta; Diptera; Culicidae. Gene Ontology annotation, cellular component: extracellular region.
AGCUGGUAAAGAGUAUCCAAACGUAUUUGAGUGGUCUCAAAAUGCAGUUCCACAUUCUACUAACUUUCAUUUUAAUUACUCUUAUUCGCAAAGAAUCUUUUUGCCAGCUGGACAAUGGCACUAGUACUGCUCUCAACACAAGAGCUUUUGUAAAAAAGGAAUGUGAUGGAGUAAAAACAUAUAUUUGUGAUUCUUGCACUUCGCGGAGGCCUUGCUUUGGCACGCAGGAAAUUGAAACGACAUUUACUUGUGGUACUGGUUUAUUCUGUAUCGAGGGUACCGCAUCUGAUCGAUGCGGACCAACACCUUCGGAUGUUUGUGUAACAUCAACAGAAAGCAGGCCGUUCACUUGCUCCGCUAGUGGACUUUUUCCAGAUCCCAACAACUGUCAGAACUAUCAUGUAUGUUUAGCCGCUAGUGAGUCCUCAACGGUGUAUACCUGUCCGCCGGGUUACGUCUUUAAUAUCGUCACUACAUCAUGCAUUCGUCAAAUAUCAGCAGCUAAUUGUGUUACGGUGUCCUGUCCAGUAGCAGUUCCUAGCUACGUUCUUUACGGCACGAGUAGAGUGUAUUACGUCGUAUGUGAUGGCGUUAAUCUACCCACCGAAGUAUUACGGUGUCCAAACGGCGCUCUUUUUACGUUUUUCUCUUCCAGUACGCGUUUCGGUGAAUGUGUAUACACUUGUUCAGGGCAGGGUAAUUAUCCUAAUAGCAACAAUCCUAGCUCCUAUUACCAAUGCUAUAUAUCUAAUGGUCGUUUGGUGUAUAACGAGCUCGAUUGUCCAUCAGGUACUAUAUUUAAUCAAACCCUGCGUUAUUGUACGAGGCAGUAAGCGUAUUUCAUUUCACGAGCAACUUAAUAUUUUUUUAAACAAUUUUUACCAAUAAUGCAUUGCAAAUCUUCGAAUUUUGCAACUAAAAAACAAUGAAAAUAUAAUUAAUUAAUUGAUUAAAUCAACUAGCAAAUUUAGACAACUAGCUCUAAUGGCUUCUCAUUGGUAUUUGUGAGAAUACAUUUUUCCCCAUUCAUCAA